AUGUUUCAACCCAAGAGGUUCCGAUCGCAGCAACAAUUAUUGAAGAGCACCACUGGUUGGCUGAUCAAUGGCAGCAAGACUUUAUCAUCACCUUGGAAAUUAUGUACAGACAUGUUGAAUCAUACAAGUAGUAAGAGAUAUAUUUCAAAUCAAACGACCUCUCAAUUGAUUCGUCAUUUCAAAAAGCAUCACCAACAUCGAGGAUUUAUUGUUUUUAAUCAGAAUGUUGAUCAACAAAAAUCAGAGCCGUACAAGUUGAGCCAUCCGUGUAUGGAACCGGUAUUGGAGUGCAUUACAACAAAACACCAAACUGCUGGUGAUUCUAAUGUCGGAAUGAUGGUUCAAGAUCGAGCGGAAAUAGUUGGAAAUAUGGAAGCCUUGUUUUUGGAGGUUUCUCCCGUAACUCAGAGUUUAUUGGGAUGUUUCAUUCAUAAUACAAAACGCGGAUUGGCUUUAGGAAGUGUUGAUUUAUGGCAUUAUCCUCACGCCUCUGAGUUUGUGAAUGCAGGACUGGAUCAAAGUGCCCACGCUGCACGGAGAAUGGCCUUGACGAACCAGUAUUGGGGAGGAGCAAAGGCAAUAAUUCAAACUAAUACAGAUUUCACAUUGAAUUACUCAAAUCCAGAGGUUAGAAGAACGAUCAUGAAUGAACUAGGAAGUUUUGUUUCAUCGCUUAGAGGAGUGGUGUAUGUGGAUGCAGGUUUUGGAGUUAACUCUCACGAUAUGGCUCAUGUUUUUGAAAGAACUCGUUUUACCACCUAUACACCAAAAUUAUCGAUGAAUGGAAAUUUGGCAGCCCAAAGCCAUGCUCAGACCACCAUUACAGCAUUGGAGGGCGCAAUGAGCCUGAGAGCAGGAUCAAGGGAUUUGAGUGACCUUGUGAUGGCUCUACAAGGUAUCAAACACAAUUAUGAAACUUGUAAAUUACUGUUGCAAAAGAAGGUACGAAAAAUCAUCCUGACAGAUACAGAUCCAAUCGUGAUUAAACAUGCCAAGACUGUGUUUAGUAGGGAAAUUAUGGAUGGAAUCAUAGAGGUGCGUCUUGUUUUCGAGGACCAGGAUUCAAUUCUUCAUUUGGAAAAUGUAGAUAUUUUGGUGCCUUCCUCUGACACUAAAUUGGAUGCUCAAAACAUUUCCGAUAUUAAGGCCUCAGUCAUUUGUGGAGUUUCCUUGAGUCAAUUUGAAUCGAUGGAUCAUGAAAGAACACUGAGAAAGGAUCAAGACGUUAUUAUUAUUCCCUCUCUUGUAAUCGAAAGCUCUUCUUCUAUUAUUAAGGGCAACGAGGUGUUUGGUUUCAUUCCUGAAAUUGAGGGUGAUCCUGAAAUCUCAAAAUAUUUUUCACCAGACUAUGAGUUUUCAAUUUCCAACUUGGUACGAAGGAUUAUUACUCUCUCGAAAGAGAAAAAUGUGUCAACUGAGCAAUGUGCCAUUGAGAUUGCUGAUGAAAUUAUGAAACAACCACAUCCAUUCAUUCCUACAAGAGGAUCUCAGAUUAUUCAAUCUUUGGUUAAGGAUGAGUGGAAUAAUGCAGAUUUUUAG
Molecule: messenger RNA, 1539 nt
Organism: Naegleria fowleri
Lineage: Eukaryota; Heterolobosea; Eutetramitea; Acrasida; Naegleriidae
Exons: 2
Coding region: 1-1539 (512 amino acids)
Molecular function (GO): oxidoreductase activity, acting on the CH-NH2 group of donors, NAD or NADP as acceptor
Source: RefSeq, a predicted model, not a curated record